CCUGAAGUGUAACAGAGUUAAAAAUUAACAUUUAUACACUCUUUACCUGAUCUUAUAAUUAUUUAGUUCGCAAGAUAUUUUAUGUAGCUUGAUGUAUAUUUAACAGUUAAAUCAGAAGAGCCAUGGACAAUCUUGUCAAAUUAGUAGAAGAUUUGAAGAUUGCUGUGGAUGGAAGAAAAGGAGAUGAUGUUCCAAGCAUUCUGGACACUGUUUUAUCUCAAAUUGAUUCGGGAGAAAAAGAGUUGAAGAACGCUGGUGAUUUAGUGACACAGUUGGCAGCGCUGUUGGAAUGGGAGAAUACAGAUGUGGUUGCCAAGACUGCUGCUGUUGUGGCAGCACUGGCUAAGUCAGAGAGUGGCCGUAGUGCUUGCUGCCGUCAGACUGUCACCACUCUCUUACUAAGACUACUGUCAUCGCACACUGACAACAAGCUGCUUAUCCAGGCUUGUCGUGCUCUCGGAAACAUCUGUUAUGAAAACUCUGAGGGCAACAAACUUGUGGUGGAAGGCGACGGGCUUUCGGCAGUGUUGUGUGUGUUGCGACGUGCAGUUAGCCAACCUGACGAGCCUCAUGCUACACAACUGCGAGCUUGCUCGGCCGGCUGUCUACUUAACCUGCUCAUGGGACAGGACCAUCUUUACCCCAAGGCUCUAGACCUUGAUAUCAUGGAGCUGCUUUGCUCAGUUUUGGAGCUCGGAGUUACCAAGGAAGGAGAGGAAGCUGCUAUACAUACUAUGGUUAUACUAGGCCUUCUGACUGAUGCAGCUCCAGGCACACUGACCUUGAGUGAGAAGCUGUGUAACAUCACGGUGAAGACUCUAGAAGCCUCUACGUCCGGCGAACUGAGUGAACUCUGUGUAGAGUUACUACACACCCAGGCUGAGAACGAGAGUGUGAGGUUGCACCUUGCCAAAGCUGGACUGUGUGAGUUGUUGGUUGAUCUGUUGGAGAAACAUCGACCCCUCGUAGAAGACGAUGAGACCAGAAACCUACUGAAGAUGGCCUGCGAUCUCAUCAUAAUCAUACUUAACGGCGAUGACAGUAUGAACCUACUGUACAGUGAUGGUAAAGGAAAGGUCUUCCAGGGAAUGGUGAACUGGCUUGUGUCUACGGAUGACGACCUACAAAUCACUGGAGUGCUAGCAAUGGGCAAUUUUGCACGCACAGAUAAACACUGUUUGCAAAUGGUGGAUUUGGGAGUGAGCAAGAAACUUCUCUCUCUGCUGAAAAGGAACAAUGUUGUGUCUGCUGAUAUCCGACUGCAACACGCUCUUCUGAGUGCUCUUAGGAACCUUGUGAUACCUGUACAAAACAAAAGCAUAAUGUUGGCAGAAGGUUUACUGGAUGCGGUUCUGCCGAUGGUCUCAAUUCCUACUUUCCCAGUGGUCUUCAAACUGCUUGGAACCAUUCGUAUGGUUAUUGAUGGGCAAGAGAGUGCUGCAGUCAGUGUGGGUCGUAAUGCAGAGUUGGUGUCUAAGCUAGUGGAGUGGUGUACUACUGAAGACCAUCCUGGAGUACAAGGAGAAGCCAACAGACUACUUGCAUGGCUUAUCAAAAACAGCAGAGACAGGGAUGUGAUGGGUGUGAUGGUGCAGUGUGGGGCUGUUGCAAGGUUGGUAGCAAUGAUCACGGCAGAGCACGCUGUCAUGCAGACAGAGGCUCUACUGGCAUUGUCUCUACUGACGGCCAUGCGAAUGUCAGACGCUGAGCCGAGUCUGGUGUCGUGCAAUGUUGGUCAGCAGAUCGUCUCUCUCGUCACCUCCAGCCAGGUUCAACGGGAAGUCUUCCAAAAUGUUCUGGCGUUAGUCGGCACCAUGGUUACUUCAGGGGACAUGAAGAGGCAUCUCCACGACACAGGGGUGGCCAAGGCGUUGACUUCCACAGUGAUCAGUAGUGAGACGUUUGCCGAUCUACGUGACCAAGUGGCGCGACUCUCCUCCAUGAUCGACUCCGGUUGAGACGGUCGCACAGAAGACGUGGCUCCGACAAUAUCUUAGUCACAUUUCUGCUCACAGGUUAUGUUACUCCUCCAAGUACGGAUCCGAAGCUAUUACCCAAAGGUUUUAAUUAUAAGUUCGGUAAAAGUUGAACUUUGUCCCGACAUUAGUGAAUUUUAUCUUGUUGGUUCAAGUCUGAAUUCGGCUAUAUUUAAGUGUUUAGCUGAAAUUUAACUUUGUAGUAUUUUUUAAACUAAAUUCUUUAUUGGUGGUUUUCUUCUACAUUCUUGUAUUACCACCUAAUUUCCUUGUUGUAAUUUGUAUACUAGUAUGGUAUUUUAUUUAUCGAUCAAUAACAAGCAACAAAAUUUAAAAUUUACAAUUUUGGCUUCAACAUUUACAAAUGUAGUAAGUGUUGGAUUUUUCUGUCCGAAAUAAGUAUGGUAAUGCGCUAUUUUUUAUUUACAUUUUAAUCAUUACUUAUCAUAUAAUCAGUAAAUUGUAAUACUUUUCAUAUUUAUGUUAUAUGUUCAUACCUCUAUAAAACUAUGUUUUUGGAUACAUACCUAGAAUCUUGCAAAGCCUAGUGCCGAUUUCACCUGUGCCAAGUUACACAACAGGAUAAAUGUUAUUCACACGCAGAUACAACAUUUAACUAGAUAACACAAAUGUCAAAAUAAAAUUCAACCCCUCCGGUUGAUACUCAUAAAAUCUAUUAUGGCAAUAAUAUGAUACUAAGACACCGUAUUGAACUGUUUAUGUUGGGUGAAUGAAGAAGUAUGGAAUAAAUUAAGAUAAAGGUUUGCUCUCGUUAAGAAAUAGUCGAUACUCUAACCAAUAUAACUCUAAGAAACCCAAUAUCAUGAAUAGCUGCAUCCUGUUUCCAAUCAAAAGUGCUUUAAACUGUUAGGAUCAUAUUAGAUUAAAUUAUAUGAGAUUUGAUGGUGUAUUUAAAAUUAGGGUAAAUUUUUUAAAGGCAAAAAUUUGUGAACGAUUAGUAUUGAAUAAAUUAGAUAAUAGCUUUAACUAAAUGAUAAUAGCCUUGUAGAGGGCAAUACCAGCUUUUUUAUAGCCAGAAACGUUUAUUAAAACCCUGUCCAGUUUUCAACCAUGAAAAUGCCACAGGCGUCUGUCAGAAUUGAACUGGUGACCUCAUUAUUAUUAGGUGAGCUCUAAUGAUAGGCUGAAAAUAUCAUCAACAAAGACAAGAUCCAUGACUAAACUACUUCAAUGUGGAUUUAUUUGUAGAUCUUGUAGAGUAUGAGCAAUUAGGUGAUAAUUUGAUUUGAAUUUAGCUGGGAUCUAACAAAUAAGGAUCAUGCAUGGCAAACAGAAAUGUGUCUCAAGAUAUAUAAAUUUUACAUUUUACCACGUUAACAAUACUGUUAUUAUUCAGGUGUUAUCUCUUAAUAGAUCCUUUUUGCUAGUUCUUUGGCCUCUUAUUCUAGUCAUAAUAAAUAGUAAAUCUGCAUUUGUACAGGUUACCUUUUAUACUUCUAAAAGUAUUUGUUUUUAUCUUGUUUCAAUUUACUAAUAUCUUAUUUCCAAAGUAGGAAUAGAGAUGUGCGAGUAACCAAAAUUUCAAAUUAUAGUUUGGCAUUACAGCUUAAAAUAAUUGAAAAUGAGUUUACAGCCAAAGAAAAAAAAACCAUUUUUUUCAUAAUAACUGAAUCAGCCUACUUUUACUCUUUAAAAUUAGCUGAUAUAACUAUAAAUUUAUAUUUCUAAGUACUGUAUUAUGUAAAUAUGAAAAUUGGAAAAUUUUAUAAUACUACAAAAAAACCGAAUGGUUGGGUCUUGAAAUUAAAUGGUAAGUAAAUUUUAUGUCGGACAUGGGAAUAAAAUUUACAUGUUAGAGAAUUGAAUAUAACUAAAGCCAGACAAAAGGCCAUCUUAAAAAAUUAUUGAGGGGGGGGGGGUUACAACAAUUUUAAGACCUCACAAAUAGCCUCUACACAUCACAAAAACUGUCGUACUUCUCUUUUACUUUAGAUUAUAACUCAUGUCUGAUGUGACAUAUUUCAAUACUCUGGAUGCUACAGUCAAAGGAAUGGUCAUUUCUAGAAUACCAUCUCCUUAAAUAGAUAAAGGAGAUCGCCCGACAGUAAAAAUCAAUAGAUGAAAAGGAAAUUGACAACUUAUUAAUGGGCUUAUUAACAUAUUUCCACACAUCGAAUCAUACUAAUGUCAAUCAGCCUGUUAAAGAGAUUAUUUGGAAACAUCCAGAGUUAUCUCUUCCAACAAUGUGCAAUGUGUUCAAGACAGAAUAAAUAUCAAUAGUAAAAACGUAAAAAGAUGUUCUUACAAUUUGAUAAAAAAAACAAACAGUAUACACUUAAUGCAGUAUACACUCAUGAAUUAGUGAAAAAUUAACCUUUUGUUAAUCUCAGAAGUAUAAUCUCUUUUAGAUAAUAUUGCAGUAUUGUCUGUCAAUUGUCAGUGCUUGUUCAGUGUUAUACAGUCAGUUUUACAAGUAUUUUACUAUUAAUUUUGUAAAUAAAUUUGCUUUAACUUGUACUUCAACCGCUGUAGUUUUGGGACCAAUCUCUGAAGCAAGUUAUGUUUAUGUUUAACUAUACACUAAACUAGAUUUUUAAUUUUUACCAUUCGUAAUAUCUUUAUUUUUUAGCCAGAGUUGCAGUUAAGAUUUAGAAGAAAUAAUGUUCAAGGUGAAAAAUUAAGAAAUUAAAUAAUUAUGUUAGCAAUUAAUACAUUAAAAAACUGUAGGUUACGAGUAUGUCAAUUUGUUGAUUGCCCAAAAUGUGUGUAGCAGAUUUUAAAUUUAUUCUCACCAUCUUGUUAAAACCUUAGAUUGGAUUAGUUUAUUAAUUGACAUCUUAGAUGGACAAAUCUGGAUAGUACAUAAAAUAAAAUAAUGUACAUAAAUAAAAAUGGAAAGUAUUGAGAAUGCAUUGUACAAAUAAUUAAACUAAUUUAAAAACAAAUUGGAAAUGAACAAACAGUUUAUUUUUUGCUUCAGUUGAGAGUUACACAAACUACAUACAACUUGCAACGUUACAAAGAUCAUCGAUAUGUUCAAAGAAAGAAGUGAAACAUUUUUUGAGACCACAAUUUAAUAUACAGAUUCAAAAACAUAACGAUAGAUUUGAUCAAAUUUGAGCAAUUAACUGUAUACUAUCUUAUAAAAUAUUGAUCUAUAUCCAAAAUAUUUGUAUAUAGGAUGAUUGUUUCAAAUAAUUAAAAACUUUGUAAAAUUUGAUAACGGUAAUAUUAAUUAUCAAUAUUUUAUUUAGUCACAGUUACAUUGUCAUUAAGAUUUUGAGUUCCUAAUUAGUCAAGCGUAAAUAUUUGUAUUGUAUUUUUACGAAUAAGUAAGUAUUAUAUUUGUGUUUUCAUAAGCUAGACGUUUCAAAUUGUAUUUGCUAGAUUACAGUGAUAUUGCAAUAAUUGCUUAGCCAAGCAAAAAGCUAAAAUAGACUUGUAUAUCGGUAAUGAGUAUUUAAAAUGUUAAUGGCUAUUGUUGAUCAAGUAAUUUUAAGUCUAAAUGUUAGCUCUCCAGUGUUUAACAAACCAUUUUUCUGAAUCAUUAAAUAUGUUGUUAAAUAAAACUGCAAA
Macrosteles quadrilineatus (aster leafhopper) is the source of this 5513-nucleotide messenger RNA. It is a transcript of the gene vimar, whose product is annotated as GTPase-GDP dissociation stimulator vimar. Gene Ontology annotation, molecular function: protein binding; guanyl-nucleotide exchange factor activity. NCBI's taxonomy places the organism in Eukaryota, Metazoa, Arthropoda, Insecta, Hemiptera, Cicadellidae. The record is from RefSeq and is a predicted model, not a curated record. Gene Ontology annotation, cellular component: cytosol. Gene Ontology annotation, biological process: positive regulation of GTPase activity. The transcript is spliced from 14 exons. Bases 123 to 1958 code for a protein of 611 amino acids.